Fusarium pseudograminearum CS3096 is the source of this 900-nucleotide messenger RNA. RefSeq lists its product as uncharacterized. NCBI's taxonomy places the organism in Eukaryota, Fungi, Ascomycota, Sordariomycetes, Hypocreales, Nectriaceae. The coding region runs from base 1 to 900 and encodes 299 amino acids. The transcript is spliced from 2 exons. Gene Ontology annotation, cellular component: membrane. The record is from RefSeq and is a predicted model, not a curated record.
AUGGCCGAUUCUUCCCACGACGCCGAAGCAUUCGACUUCAAGCUCUACCGCUACGAUCCUUCACUAGCAGCAGCAAUUGUCAGCGUUGCAGUUUUUGCCAUUCUCACAGCGGCGCAUACAUGGCGGUUAUUCCGUGUGCGGGCUUACUACUUUACCGCGUUCACAAUCGGUGGACUCUUUGAAACGAUAGGUUACGCCGGUAGAAUAUGGGGUCACUUCGAUAAACUCUCCGUCGGCGGCUUCGUCCUCCAAGCCAUUCCCAUCCUCGUCGCACCCGCGCUCUUCGCCGCAUCGAUAUACAUGAUCCUCGGCCGAUUGAUUCGAACUGUUGGCGCGUCUCAUCUAUCGCUCAUACCUGUUCAAUGGGUUACACGCAUCUUCGUCACAGGCGAUGUUAUCGCGUUUAGUCUCCAGGCUGGCGGCGGAGGCAUUCAGUCAGCCGGCACACUGGACCUUUACAACAUGGGCGAGAAGAUCAUUGUUGCCGGAUUGUUUGUUCAGAUCGUGGUCUUUGGCUUCUUUGUUGUCACUUCGUUCCUUUUCCACUGGCGAUUGAUGAGGUGUCCUACUCCCGAGUCUGUGCGAGGUGUCGUUCCGUGGAAGCGAUAUCUAUACGUUCUUUACGUGUCGAGUUUUCUUAUCCUCGUCCGAAGCAUUUUCCGAGUGGUGGAAUAUCUCCAAGGCAACAGUGGAUAUCUCAUUUCGCACGAGGUCUACUUGUAUGUGUUUGAUGCUAUUCUGAUGGCGCUGGUCAUGGCCAUUCUUGUUAUCUGGUAUGUCGAUUCUUUGCAGAAAGAUGUCAAGACGACUUCGGAUGCCGAGAACGUGGAAUUAUCAUCAUACGACACCUCGGAAAUGGUUGAAGAGCCCCCACGAAGGAAGUCUCAGCGAAGGAAUUAG